AUGGAAUCUGACGGUAGGCUCAAAGCCUACAAAUUUGUGGCCUAUGCCGCUGUUGGUUUCUCUAUUGCCGCCGUCGCUUCGGUUCUUUUGACCCUUCCAAUGGUCUAUUCGUACGUGUCGCAUGUUAGACAACAGAUGCACCACGAGAUCAACUUCUGCAAGGGAUCUGCUAAGGACAUCUUCGCUGAGGUCAACUACAUGAAGGCCAACGCUGGACCAGUUCCACCACGCAAUCGUACCACCCGUCAAGCUUACGGAGGACCAGAAGUCAACCCAGCUCCAAACCUCCAAUGCGAGGGAUGCUGCCUUCCAGGACCACCAGGACCAGCUGGACAACCAGGAAAGCCAGGAAAGCCAGGACGUCCAGGAGCACCAGGAACUCCAGGAACCCCAGGAAAGCCACCAGUUGCCCCAUGUGAGCCAACCACCCCACCACCAUGCAAGCCAUGCCCACAAGGACCACCCGGACCACCAGGACCACCAGGAGCACCAGGAGACCCAGGAGAGGCUGGAACCCCAGGACGCCCAGGAACCGACGCCGCCCCAGGAUCUCCAGGACCACGUGGACCACCAGGACCACCAGGAGAGGCCGGAGCCCCAGGACCAGCCGGAGAGCCAGGAACCCCAGCUAUCUCAGAGCCACUUACCCCAGGAGCACCAGGAGAGCCAGGAGAUGCUGGACCACCAGGACCACCAGGACCACCAGGAGCCCCAGGAAACGACGGACCACCAGGACCACCAGGACCAAAGGGAGCCCCAGGACCAGACGGACCACCAGGAGUCGACGGACAAUCUGGACCACCAGGACCACCAGGACCAGCUGGAACUCCAGGAGAGAAGGGAAUCUGCCCGAAGUACUGCGCUCUCGACGGAGGAGUCUUCUUCGAGGACGGAACCCGGCGAUAA
Molecule: messenger RNA, 906 nt
Organism: Caenorhabditis remanei
Lineage: Eukaryota; Metazoa; Nematoda; Chromadorea; Rhabditida; Rhabditidae
Exons: 3
Coding region: 1-906 (301 amino acids)
Molecular function (GO): structural constituent of cuticle
Source: RefSeq, a predicted model, not a curated record